AUGUCAAGUGAUUCAGAAGAGGAGAGCUAAAAUUCUAAUUAAGAUGAAAAUGUGAUCCACCCUAGAAAAGCCUUCAAUAAGAAACCAAAAGAUUUAGAAAAUAAACUAUCUGAGGCUAAAUUAGAGAUUAUCAUGAAUAACAAUAUCGAAAAAGCCAAGCAGAUUCUAGAUGAGAUUAUUAGUCAACAUGCAAGGUACUAAAGAGCCUUCAUAACGUAUGGCCACAUAUGGAAAUUAUAAGGCAACUAUGAAAAAGCAAUACAUCAUUUCACUAUUGCCACUAAAAUAAAAACAUCUCCAAAAUUAUGGAAGAAAAUUGCUUUUUUGGAGAAGAAGUUAGCACAAAAAUUGGAAUAAGAAUAAAUAUAAAGUGAAGCAAUAUUUUAUCAUUACUACCAAGCUGCGAAAUAUCUUGGUAAGCUAUUGAGAUAAAGAAAUAAAGCUCCAAAUAUUUAAUUAAUGUCUGAGAGAGUUGAUUGCUUAGAGAAAUGCUAUGAAUAUGAAAAAGGAAUUAAAUAAUUGAAAGUUUUGGUUGAAAUUGCUAUUAGUUUAUAAUAACAUCAAUUACAUCAGGAGAGUAUUAAGAGAAUGGCUAAAUUAUAUGUAAAAAAGAAUUAGUUGGAAGAUGCAAAACAAAUAUUAAAAUCAAUUCCUUUGACUGAUAAAUCAACGAUUAUGAUAUGCGAAAUUUUAGAGAAGUCCAAAAACUUGGAAGAAAUGAGAGAAUUACUGGAUGGAUACUUUGGAUCAAAAACUAUGACAGCUAUCCUUAAAAAUCACAGUUAUCGCUUAGUAAAUUUCUAUUUAUAAUGCUUAUAAUAAAGUUUUACGGAUUAUUAAUAGAUAGUAGACUUUUAUUUAAAUAGUGAUAAGAAUACGUAAUUUUAAGAAUAAUCUUGUAAAAGUUUGAUUGAAUUGAUUGACAAACUAGAUAAUAUUCCUAAAUAAGAACUUUUAUAAGUGUUAUAUAACUAUAGAGAUUAAUUCAGUCCUCAAUUGAAGUAAGAAAUUCUCACUAAAUUCAAUAACUUCAAUUUUAAUUCUGAUGCAUAAUAAAUUAUUGAAGAGCCUCCAAUUCCUGUUUAACCAAGUACAAAAGAUUAAAUUUUAUUUCUAUAUAAGAAAUUGAAACAUACCACUGAUGUUAAUGAAAAGUAUGAUUUCUUAAGGAAAAUACUGACUUAAGAGGAAAAGUCAUAUAACAAAUUGAAAUACUUUGAUGGUAUUAAGAGAGAGGAGUAUGAAUAACUAUUUGGAAGGAAGCAUAAAAAAAGAAGAUUAAGAAAAUUUCACACUAUCAGUAACCAGUUAAGAAAGAAAACAACGAGUCUUUCAGUUGAAAUUGGAUAUUAAAAUUUCUUUACGAUUAUAUUAAAUGUGUUCGAAUCGCUAUUGGAGAAUGAUAAAUCUUAGGAACUUUUUAAAUUGACUCAUUUGGUCUAUCAAUUGAGACUCAAAAAAAUUGCUAAUAAUGAUAAUAAGUAUUAUGAAGAAUUUAUUUAAAAAUUGGCUUAAUAUGGGUUGUGGGCAUCUUUAAAGGAAAGAAAAUAUAGUUAUGCUCCAAUUUAUUUAAAAUACAUUGAUGAAUAAAACUUGAUAUUAUAUCUAAUUUAGAUUAUAGAUUAAAAUAUUUAACCUAAAUUAAGAGGUAUUUUUAAUAGUUUCACAAGAAAGAUUUCUUGCUUUUAGCAAAGUGUUAUUCCAUAUAAAUUAGAUUAAUUAUUAAAGUUACGAGAGAAUGAUCAAAAGAAUCCACUAUAUAACCUAUUAAUAUGUGUAAAAUAUUUAUAAGAGAUGACAGGAAGACUAGCAACAGACCAGGCAGAACUGUUCAAGAAAAGUCUUUAUUACUUUGAUUGUUAUAAAGAUUGCUAAGUUGAUUCUUUGGAGGUGAAAUACAAUCUGGCAAGAAUAUACUUACAUAUUAAUAUAGUAAACAAAGGGAUGGAAAUACUAGAGGACAUUUUGAGUUUGCCAUAAGAUCAUCCAGUGAAAUCCAAGGCUGGUUUUGCUUUGAUGUAGAUUCAUAAGAAAUUGGGAAAUAACGAACAAGCUUUUUAUUAUUUAAAAUAAUAUAACACUUUUUAAUGA
This is a messenger RNA of Paramecium tetraurelia, 2091 nucleotides long. RefSeq lists its product as uncharacterized. The transcript has 2 exons. Gene Ontology annotation, cellular component: transcription factor TFIIIC complex. Gene Ontology annotation, molecular function: protein binding. Gene Ontology annotation, biological process: transcription by RNA polymerase III. Lineage: Eukaryota; Ciliophora; Oligohymenophorea; Peniculida; Parameciidae. The record is from RefSeq and is a predicted model, not a curated record.